Molecule: messenger RNA, 1242 nt
Organism: Dermacentor andersoni
Lineage: Eukaryota; Metazoa; Arthropoda; Arachnida; Ixodida; Ixodidae
Product: sulfotransferase 1C2-like
Molecular function (GO): sulfotransferase activity
Source: RefSeq, a predicted model, not a curated record
UGUCUUGUCGGUGAAAGUGCAUUCGUUGUCCUUUCGUGGUGGCUGCUGAAGAACCCACCAACGAAUAACUGAGGCUUUCUACUUUAUUUGAGUUGUGUCGCUUGCUUGCUCAGGAUUCUCGCAGUGCCAGUGCCAUAUGGUGUUGGAGAGCUGCCUGCUGUGAACGAUGGAGUCCCCUGCCCAAGAACACGCUGCACAGGCUACCAAAGAGGCUCGAAGAGAUACAACAUCGCAACGCAUCUACCAUGAAGUAGACGGCCUGUACGUUAACAAGGCCUUGACGGAGAAGAAUCUGCGGUCUGCAUUUUCUUACAAGCCCCUUGAUGAAGACGUCUUCAUCGUCAGUUACCCCAAGUGCGGAACAACCUGGCUGCAAUUCAUCGUGCAUGGCAUCUACACAGGUGGCGUCGGCGGGCUUCCAAGCUCGGAAGAACGCCGAAAGACAAUGACAUUCCUCGAGGUUUCGGGUGUCGAGCGUGCGAUGUCCAUUCAGCGACCGGGAUCCAUCAAGACUCACCUGCCGUUCCACUUGCAGCCGUACUCUACCAAGGCCAAGUACAUCUACGUCACGCGGAACCCAUAUGACUGUUGCGUCUCGUACUACUAUCACACGAAGUCCCUGCCGCCAUACGACUUCCAGGACGGCACGUUUGACCAGUUCCUGGAUAUGUUCGUCCGCGGCAAGGUCGACUUCGGCGACUACUUCGACCACCUCCUGUCCUGGUACGAGCACCGUGGUGACCCCAACGUGCUUUUUCUAACGUACGAGGACCUCAAGAGGGACACACCGGGAUGGAUCUUGAGGAUAGCGGACUUCCUCGGAAAAGAACAGUACGGCAACAAGAUGAGGGAACAGCCAAGUGUUCUCGAUAAUGUAGUGGAGAUGACCAGCUUCGAGAACAUGAAGAGUCUCAACGAGGAGUUCAGGAAUUGGCCGAAGAAACUCGAGGCACUUCCGGACGAAACAUUGACGGAAGCCAUGAGGUCGAUGCGGGAAGCUCUGGGCGACUCCAUCAAGCAGCUGCCAACGGAAGAUCACAUCCGCAAGGGAAUCGUUGGUGACUGGAAGAACCACUUUUCACCCGAACAAGUCGCACGGAUGAAGAAGCGUAUUGCACUCAAGACGCACGGAAGCGACGUCAUGAGUCUCUGGAAGGACACGGACAUUCCUUGAGUAUCAGACGCGCGAGAAUAAAGAACUGCAGCGUUGUUACGGUUGCCGGCAUUGGCGCAUUAGUUAUC